AUGUCGAAAUCAGAGGCAGAUUUGCAAACAAGUAUCAGAAAGGCAUGUUCUACUGAUGAAACUGCCCCAAAGAGAAAACAUGUUAGAGCUUGUAUUGUUUACACUUGGGACCAUAAGUCGGCCAAAGCAUUCUGGAAUUCAAUCAAAAUUCAGCCAAUUCAAAGUGAUGAAGUUCAAUUGUUCAAGGCAUUAAUCACUAUACAUAAAGUGCUACAAGAAGGACAUCCUUCUGCUUUGAAAGAUGGUAUCAGGAAUACCGAUUGGAUUGAAAGUUUGGGGAGAUCUAUUCAUGGUGAUGGAUUUAAAGGCUAUGGUAGACUGAUUAAAGAAUACACCUUGUACUUGCUGAGAAAACUACAUUUCCACAGAAACCAUAGAGGUUUCAAUGGUACUUUUGAAUAUGAAGAAUAUGUUUCAUUGGUCACUGUUCAAAAUCCUGAUGAAGGUUAUGAAGCUAUUUUAGAUUUGAUGGCUUUACAAGAUGCUUUAGAUGAUUUCCAAAGAUUGAUCUUUGCUAGUAUUUCUCAUGACAGAAAAUCUGAAUGUAAAAUAUCUGCCCUGGUGCCAUUAGUUGCUGAAUCAUAUGGUAUUUACAAAUUUAUCACUUCAAUGCUUAGAGCUAUUUAUCGCUCAACUGGUUCUGAUGAUGCUUUACAACCUCUAAGAGAGCGUUAUGAUUCUCAACAUUCAAGAUUGUUUGAGUUCUAUGCUGAUUGUUCUUCAAUCCGUUAUUUGACCUCAUUGAUCACAAUUCCUAGAUUACCUGAAUCUCCACCAAAUUUGUUUGUUGAAGAUGACGAUACUGAUGACAGACCUGUUUCAAGACAGGCUUCACAACCAACCACCAGUGCUCCUUCUCCGGAACCAAUUUCAGCCCAACCAACAACAGGCCAAUUUCAACAACCAAUCCCAACACAACCAACUGGUGUUGAUUUUUGGACUAAUCAACAGUCAAACUAUGAAGCUGAACAACAAAGAUUGGCCAGAGAACAACAGCAACAAGCUUUACAGCAACAACAAUAUGCUGAGCAACAACGUCAAUUAUUUGAACAACAACAGCAGCAACAAGCUGAGCAACAAAGAGCUGCACAAGAACAACUUUAUCGUGAACAAUUACAAAGUCAAGCCCAAGGUAGAGUUGCUGAAUUGGAACGUGAUUUAUUGGCUCUUAGAGGUCAAUAUGAACGUGAUCAAUUGCUCUUAAGCCAAUAUGAUCAAAGAGUCCAAGCUCUCGAAACUGAAAUUGCAAACACUACUCAAUCAGCCACUCAGCAAUUGGCUUCAAAAGAUGAGUUGACUAAUAGUUUACAAGAACAAAUGGGAAUCUGGAAAAGCAAAUAUGAAUCUUUAGCAAAAUUGUAUUCACAAUUGAGACAAGAGCAUUUGAAUUUGUUGAAUAAAUUCAAAAAACUACAACAAAAAGCAGCAUCUGCUCAAGAAGCUAUUGAUCGUCGUGAAAAAUUAGAAAAAGAUUUGAAAGCUAAAAAUGUUGAACUAGCAGGUUUAAUCAGAGAACGUGAUAGAGCAAGAUUAGAUUUGGAAAAGAUCAAAGGUGGUAAAGAUAGUGAAAUUGAUAAGUUGGAAUUACAAGUUAGAGAUUUAACUUUGAAAUUAGAUGAUUCUGAGAGAAGCCAAUCUUCCAACUUAUCUUCAAUUUUUGCUCAACAUAAAAAGGAGAUUGAAUCAUUAAAAUCACAAUUAGAGCAACAAUCUCGUUCUUUUAAUCCAGAUCUAGAAAGACAACUAAGAGAAAAAGAUGAAGAGUUAGAAAUCGUUCAACAAACAAUGGAUGAUGCAUUACAAGAAUUGGCAAGAGUUCAACAAGAAAAUGAUACCGCAAUUGAUGAGCAAAUCGAUGAAGUUUUAAGUGACCAUUUGAACAAAUUGGUUUCAUUAGUCGAUGCUAUUCUACAAAGUGGUAUUAAAAGAAUUCAAGACUCUGUUUAUGAAUUAGAUUCACCAAUGCAAGCAGGUAAUCAAAACUCUUCACCAGAAUAUCUAUUAUCUGUUAUUGAAAAAGCUUCAUCAUCUGCUACUGAUUUUGCCAACUCAUUCAAUGAUUUUAUCGCUGAUGGUCCAAACGGUGAUCAUUCAGAAAUUAUUAAAUCUAUCAAUGACUUCUCUUCAGCUAUUUCUGAUGUCUUAUUGAAUGCUAAAGGUAUCGUAAGAUUGGUUAAAACUGAUGCAGAAGCUGAUAAAAUUGUUAUUUCAUCAAGAGAUACUGCUCAAGAGUCUGAAAGUUUCUUCAAAUCAUUGUUAUCUACAAAUUUGAAAGGUACCGAAGAAGAGAAAACUGAAACUGUCAUUACAGGUAAUUUGAAUGUUCAAGAAAAAUUGCAAUACUUGAUCAAUUUAGCUGAAGGUUUAGCCCCAAGAUCAGUCAUCACCCAUACUGCUGGUGAUUUAGGUGAAGUUGUUGAUAAUGAGUUGAACUCUGCUGCAAAUGCUAUUGCUUCUGCCUCUUCUCAUUUGAGCUCAUUAUUGAACAAACCUCAAGAUCCUUCAUUGUCCCAAAUUGAUUUUGAGAUUAAUAAGGCUAUCCUAUCAGCUGCUAUUGCUGUUACAAAUGCUAUUGCUCUAUUGAUCAAAGCUGCUAUUGCAACACAAGAUGAAAUUGUUUCACAAAAUAAAGGUUCUCAAACUCGUGCUCAAUACUACAAGAAACAUAAUAGAUGGACUGAAGGUCUAAUUUCAGCUGCUAAAGCAGUUGCAGGAUCCACUAAAAUUUUGAUUGAAACUGCUGAUGGUGUUUUGAGCAGCAAAAACUCUCAUGAACAAUUGAUUGUUGCUUCAAAUGAAGUUGCAGCAUCGACUGCGCAAUUAGUUGCAGCUUCAAGAGUUAAGGCAACGUUUAUGUCCAAAACUCAAGAUCAAUUGGAAGUUGCAAGUAAAACAGUUACAUCUGCUUGUAGAGAGUUGGUUAACCAAGUUCAAGAUAUUUUAUCCAAGAGAACAAAUGGUAGUGCAGAUGAAGUUGAUUAUUCAAAAUUAUCAAAUCAUGAAAAUAAAACUGUGGAAAUGGAACAACAAGUUGAAAUCUUGAAAUUAGAAAAUGCUUUAGGCGCAGCUAGAAAAAGAUUGGGUGAGAUUAGAAAAUACAGCUACAGAGAUGGUGAUAGUGAUGAAGAAUGA
Molecule: messenger RNA, 3132 nt
Organism: Hansenula anomala
Lineage: Eukaryota; Fungi; Ascomycota; Saccharomycetes; Phaffomycetales; Wickerhamomycetaceae
Gene: SLA2
Product: Sla2p
Exons: 1
Coding region: 1-3132 (1043 amino acids)
Biological process (GO): endocytosis; actin filament organization; clathrin coat assembly
Cellular component (GO): actin cortical patch; clathrin-coated vesicle
Molecular function (GO): actin filament binding; clathrin-cargo adaptor activity; clathrin light chain binding
Source: RefSeq, a predicted model, not a curated record